AUGGGUUUCACUGACUUUAUCUCUGAGGCUGGCCUUACCCUUGCCAACACCUACUUUGCUUCUCGGAGCUACGUUGUUGGCCACGCUCCUUCCCAGGCCGAUGUUGUAACCUUCAAGGCUUUCUCCAGCGCCCCUGACGCUGAGAAGUACCCUAACGUUGCUCGCUGGUACAAGCACGUCGCUUCUUACGAGGCCGAGUUCUCCAGCCUCCCUGGUGAUGCCUCUAAGGCUUACACUACCUACGGCCCUGAGGCCACUGAGCUCCCUGUCAACCCCAAGCCCGCCGCUGAGGAAGAUGACGACAUGGAUCUCUUCGGCAGUGACGAGGAGGAGGAAGAUCCUGAGGUUGUGAAGGCGCGUGAGGCUCGUCUUGCUGAGUACAGGAAGAAGAAGGAGGCUAAGCCCAAGCCUGCUGCUAAGUCCAUUGUCACCCUUGAGGUCAAGCCUUGGGAUGAUGAGACCAACCUCCAGGAGAUGGAGGCUAACGUCCGUGCCAUUGAGAAGGACGGCCUCGUUUGGGGUGCUUCCAAGUUUGUUGCUGUUGGUUUCGGUAUUAAGAAGCUCCAGAUCAACCUUGUCGUUGAAGAUGAGAAGAUCUCUCUCGAUGAGCUCCAGCAGGAGAUUGAGGAGGAUGAGGACCACGUCCAGUCCACUGAUAUCGCUGCUAUGCAGAAGCUGUAA
Messenger RNA from Aspergillus ochraceoroseus IBT 24754, 681 nucleotides. Its product is annotated as translation elongation factor 1 subunit beta. Gene Ontology annotation, biological process: translational elongation. The record is from RefSeq and is a predicted model, not a curated record. Gene Ontology annotation, molecular function: guanyl-nucleotide exchange factor activity; translation elongation factor activity. Bases 1 to 681 code for a protein of 226 amino acids. NCBI's taxonomy places the organism in Eukaryota, Fungi, Ascomycota, Eurotiomycetes, Eurotiales, Aspergillaceae. Gene Ontology annotation, cellular component: cytosol; eukaryotic translation elongation factor 1 complex. The transcript has 4 exons.